Diceros bicornis minor is the source of this 4627-nucleotide messenger RNA. It is a transcript of the gene CCSER2, whose product is annotated as coiled-coil serine rich protein 2. The record is from RefSeq and is a predicted model, not a curated record. Gene Ontology annotation, biological process: microtubule bundle formation. Gene Ontology annotation, cellular component: microtubule cytoskeleton. NCBI's taxonomy places the organism in Eukaryota, Metazoa, Chordata, Mammalia, Perissodactyla, Rhinocerotidae. The coding region runs from base 227 to 3376 and encodes 1049 amino acids. The transcript is spliced from 10 exons. Gene Ontology annotation, molecular function: microtubule binding.
GGCGCGGUGGCCCUGGAGUCCUGUGCUCCCUCAGGCCGCGGAGGCGAUGCUGGCUGCUGUGGGUCGGACGGCGGGGUCCGCGGGGAUGUGACGGGCGGUCCUCGCCUCACCUGCGGUCCUUGGGCCCGUAGGUCCCCGGGCGACCCGCCGCGGGCCGCGGCCGAGGAGGCAGCGCGACCUCCGCACGAUUCUGUCAAAUUUUAAGAACAAAUGCACCUUAUAGCUCAUGGAAGAAAAAACACAAAUCAAGACAUUUUUGGGUUCCAAGUUGCCAAAGUAUGGAACAAAAUCUGUAAGAAGUACACUGCAGCCAAUGCCAAAUGGGACACCUGUUAAUUUAUUGGGAACUUCCAAGAAUGGCAAUGUCAAAAGUUACAUCAAAAAUAAUGGCUCUGAUUGUCUGUUGUCCCAUUCAUUUAACUGGAGAACGGCAAAUAAAUACCAGCUUAGUGCACAGAGUGCUGAAGAGCCUAACAAUACUCAAAGUUCACAUGAUAAAGUAAUUGAUCCUGAGAAACAUGCACCUACUCAAGGAAUGUUUGAUAAAAAUGGGAUAAAGGGAGGUUUGAAAAGUGUUUCUUUACUCACAUCAAAGUUAGCAAAGCCGUCCACUAUGUUUGUGUCAUCUACAGAGGAGUUAAACCAAAAGACUUUGUCUGGAACAUCUAAUUUGGGUAAAUUCACCAAAGGCAAAUUAUUGGGAAGGACUUCAUAUUCUUCAAUCAGUGCACCGAAAUCGCAGUUGAAUGGAUUUUAUGGAAACCGAUCAGGUGGUAGCAUACAAAGGCCUAGAGCAAACUCCUGUGCCACCAGAAGCAGUUCUGGAGAAAGCUUAGCACAAUCCCUAGACAACAUUAAGUCUCUUACUUGUGAAAAAAUGGUAAGGUCACAAAGUUUUUCACAUUCCAUUCAGAAUUCAUUCCUUCCAUCGUCAUCUAUAACCAGAUCACAUUCCUUCAAUAGAGCUGCAGAUCUUACAAAGCCUUAUCAGAACCAACAGCUACCCAUUAGAGUGCCUCUGAGGUCAAGUAUGCUAACAAGAAAUUCCCGGCAGUCAGAAGUACUCAAUGCGAAUGAACAUUUAGGGUAUGGAUUUAAUAGGCCUUACGCUGCUGCUGGAAAGAAGUUGGCUUUACCAAAUGGCCCAGGUGUAACUUCCACUUUGGGUUAUAGGAUGGUUCCUCCCUCUCUACUAAAAUCUAGCCGACCUCCAUUUUCUGGGACUAUCACAGUUGAUGGUAAUAAAAAUUCACCUGCUGAUGCAUGUGUAGAGGAAGAUGCUGCACUUUUGGCUAAGGACAGAGCUACUGAUAAGGACCAAGAACUAAUUGAAAAUGAUAGUUACAGAACAGAAAAUGACCAGACCAUGAAGCAUGAUGCUAAAACUAGAUUCCUGAGUGAUGAUGUGGAUGACAUUUCCUUGUCUUCUUUGUCAUCUUCUGAUAAGAAUGAUUUAAGUGAAGACUUUAGUGAUGAUUUUAUAGAUGUAGAAGACUCCAACCGAACUAGAAUAACUCCAGAGGAAAUUGCUCUCAAAGAAGAAAAGCAUGAAAAUGUACCACCAAAGGAUAUAUUUGAUUCCCCCAAGGAAAAUGAAAAAUCCUUCAGUAAAACUGAUGAGUGGAUAGAUAUAAGUGUCUCUGUUGAAGACAGGAGUGAAAGUAGAAAACAUGCUUCUGGGAAUAACUUGAUUUCACCAGAUACAGAUUACAGAGCUGGUUCUUCAUUUGAACUCUCUCCGUCUGAUAGCUCUGAUGGAACAUACAUGUGGGAUGAAGAGGGCUUGGAGCCCAUUGGAAAUGUCCAUCCAGUUGGGAGCUAUGAAUCCUCUGAAAUGAACAGCAUAGAUAUUCUGAAUAAUCUUGAAUCAUGUGACCUUGAGGAUGAUGACCUUAUGCUUGAUGUGGAUUUGCCUGAGGAUGCACCUCUUGACAAUGUGGAGUGUGACGAUAUGAACCGCUUUGACCGAUCAGACAGGAAUGUUCGGCAGUCUCAGGAGGGAUUUUGGAAAAGGCCGACCCAGAGGUGGAGUGGACAGGAACAUUACCACCUCAGCCAUCCUGACCACUAUCAUCACCACGGGAAAAGUGACUUGAGCAGAGGCUCUCCCUAUAGAGAAUCUCCUUUGGGACAUUUUGAAAGCUAUGGAGGGACCCCCUUUUUCCAGGCUCAGAAGAUGUUUGUAGAUGUACCCGAAAAUACAGUGAUACUGGAUGAGAUGACCCUCCGGCACAUGGUCCAGGAUUGCACUGCUGUCAAAACCCAGUUACUCAAACUGAAACGUCUGCUGCAUCAGCAUGAUGGAAGUGGUUCAUUGCAUGAUAUCCAACUAUCAUUGCCAUCCAGUCCAGAACCAGAGGAUGGUGAUCAAAUAUAUAAGAAUGAAGAUUUAUUAAAUGAAAUAAAACAACUUAAAGAGGAAAUAAAGAAAAAAGAUGAAAAAAUUCAACUAUUAGAACAUCAGCUUGCAACUCAGUGUAACUGCCACCAAAAAUCUAAAGAGGAAAAAUGCACAUAUGCUGAUAAAUAUACCCAAACACCCUGGAGAAAAAUUCCUCCUCAAGUACUACAGCCUUCCAGCAGCCUUCCCAGACUCACAGACCCCGCCCAGGGAAAACUAAUAAAGCCACAACGUAUCGAGGCCCUCAGUGAAUGCACAGUCCAGGGCACAGCUCAGGGUGAGGCACGUCUGGAUGAAAGCUGCACACACGGCUUGCCGCAAGAAAGCAACCAUGGUCUGGAAGACCGGCCUUGUUCCUCAAGCCUGCAAUUCACUACAGAUGUGGCAAAGAGUACCCCUUCUGAAGCAAACUUGAACAUGACCACGAAUGCUCAAGAGCCUUAUCAUUUGGUGGAUAAUCAAAUUAGUGACAUGCAGUUUGUACCCACUUCUCUUCAGGCGCUUCCCCAGUCAAGAACAGUAGACCAGGCUAAGAGAGUUGGAAGAAAUCAGUCUUCACCGGAGGACCACAUGUCACAGCCCAAGUCCUUGCAGCUUUUUAAGCCAUCCGUCUUGAAUUCUUUGGUACCUCCUCCAGUUUCUGAAUCAUCUUCAAGUAGGACUCCCACUUGUAACAAGUCACCAAUAAUCAUACCAUGUAAUUCAGCUAAACUUCAGCCAACAUCUAGUCAAACAAGUCUUGCAAAUAAUCCAAAUCCAAAAGCAUCUAAGCUCCGCCCCCCUUCUGGCUCUUUCAAACAAAAACAAAUAAGCAACCCCCGACUAGAGCCUCAAAACUUCCAGGCCAAGACAAGCCUCCCAAGGCCACUAACAAGAAAGAAAGAAAUCAUGCAGAAUCCAAAUGGCAAUUUGAAUUCUGGGGAUUGUUUGGCUUCUACACGAUAUUCUCGUCUUCCUAAACCAAAGAUACAUUAACUACCUAGCCAUCACCUGCCAAUUUGUUUUUUUAAAAAACAAUCUGUUCUGUAAUAGCUUUAUGUGCUAUUUGCUACCAUGAUGGAGGUUCCAUUGAAAGCUUGCAAAUCUUAAAAUUAAAAUGUGGAAGCUUCUACUAGUUUGGCUCUUCCAUUUUAUAUCCUGGUCGAAGUACAUAGCACUUGAGCAUAUUUGUCUCAGGUAAACACAAAAGUUUGCUUAGCCAUCUCAGAGGCCUACAGAAGGCUCUAAUCAUGUAAUCCAUUCCUCUGCACAUCAGAAAAUUCCUGAUAUUCCACUUAGCAGGCAAGAAAUGUGCUUUGCUGAUUUAAUCCUUUUAAGGUCUGUAUUAAUGGUGGUUCUCAGAGCCUCAUCCUUUUUCACUUGUCCCUCCUGUGAAUAUGGUUACUAUUUUAACUAAAGGUUUGAUGAUAAUGGAAGAUAGUAGUCUGUAAACACAGUUCUGGCCAGUGUUUGUAUACUUAAAAGGUCUAUGCAAAAGCUCUGUGAUGAAUAAAGGAGAUCCAGCUUUUAAUGGGAAGCCUAUGUAAGCUUUAUUUUUCCUUGCUAGGAUCAGCAAGCUAGUCUCAGUAUUUAUUUAUUUACCAGACAAAUUCCCCAGGCUAAAAAUGUUUCGUAUUAUAUAUAAACCAAUUAUAUGUUGCUCUAACAUCUUGUUUUACACGUGCACGCGCACACACACACACACUCCAUUUGUGUUUGUUUUUUGCUACUGGAUAAAUUUUGGAAAGCUUGAGAUACAUCUUGAAACCUGUACUUAAAGAUCUAUUCAUUUGUGACAUGUUGUGCUCGAGUUUUGCUGGUAAUUCAGUUUUGAACCCUGUAGGCUUAUGGAUCCAUGAUAGCUGUUUUAAGGUUCCACAGCAUAUAUUUUAAAUUAAGUCUUACUGUAAUAUUUAUAUUUAUUGACUUUCUGCUAAUAUCCGAAGACUGGAAUAAUGGACUUGAAAUGUUUGCACAAAACUUUGGUGGGAUAUAAAUAUCUCAUACAUAGGGAUUUAAAACUAUUUUCUAUAGCCAAACAAGUUAAAAUGUUUUGAGAAUGAGUAUAAAUUUAAGUAUGACUAUCUUGAGAAAGCUGGAAUUCAUAAGUUUUGUUUUUCUGAGUUUUCCAGAUUUUCCUUUUAUGUCGGUGUGUGUUUGAAUGACAGUUUCUUGAAAAGUAGAUUCGGGAAGAAAAAUAGAAUUGGAGAGGAGAAAUUGUGUUGUAUUAAAAGGUAUUAAAAGAUA